Messenger RNA from Bufo bufo (common toad), 927 nucleotides. Its product is annotated as olfactory receptor 11L1-like. Bases 1 to 927 code for a protein of 308 amino acids. Lineage: Eukaryota; Metazoa; Chordata; Amphibia; Anura; Bufonidae. The record is from RefSeq and is a predicted model, not a curated record. The transcript is spliced from 3 exons. Gene Ontology annotation, cellular component: membrane. Gene Ontology annotation, molecular function: G protein-coupled receptor activity; olfactory receptor activity. Gene Ontology annotation, biological process: G protein-coupled receptor signaling pathway.
AUGGAUCAGACAAAUGGGACUGUGGUCACAGAGUUUCUCCUCUUAGGAUUUCAAUGCAGCCAACUUUUGAGAAAUAUUCUAUUCCUUCUGUUUUUUCUUGUUUUUGGUGCCACAGUAUGUGGGAAUCUCUUGAUCAUCACCCUGGUGUCCACCAGCAAGAACCUCCACACUCCAAUGUACUUUUUCAUCUCACAACUGUCCAUCAGUGACAUCUUAUUGACCACAGAUAUUGUCCCCAACCUGCUCCACAUUCUACUAAAUAAUGGAGGAACCAUCGGUUUUAUUGGUUGUAUGGCUCAGUUUUAUUUUUUUGCUGGCUCAGAAGCAUUUGAAUGUCUUCUUCUCUCUGUGAUGUCUUAUGACAGAUAUGUGGCCAUCUGUAAUCCCCUCCAUUACUCCUCUACCAUGACUUAUGAAUUCUGUGUUAAAUCAGUCACUAUUUGCUGGUUGUUGGGUUAUUUUGUUUCAUUUAUUGUCAGCAUAUCACCAUUCAAACUAAUGUUUUGUGGGCCAAAUAUCAUUGACCAUGUAUUCUGUGACAUUGUCCCCCUAUUAGAACUUUCCUGUUCUGACACCUUUAUUGUUCAUUUGGAAAUUUAUGUCACGGGCAUACCAAUUGUAAUAAUCCCAACCACAAUCAUUGUAAUGUCUUAUACUUACAUUGUUUUAGCAGUCUUAAGGAUCCCAUCCAGUACUGGUAGACAGAAAGCCUUCUCCACCUGUAGCUCCCACCUCAUUGUGGUCUCCAUAUUUUACUUCAGUCUCUUCAGUGUUUAUGUUCUUCCAAAAGGUGGACAAACCUGGCUUCUUAAUAAAAUCUUAUCUCUGUUAUAUACUGUAUUUACGCCAUUGAUUAACCCCAUAAUAUACAGUUUGAGAAAUAAAGACAUUAAAAGGAUUGCCCGCUCCACAGGAGAUGAUGCGUAG